Impatiens glandulifera is the source of this 3639-nucleotide messenger RNA. RefSeq names its product serine carboxypeptidase-like 31. NCBI's taxonomy places the organism in Eukaryota, Viridiplantae, Streptophyta, Magnoliopsida, Ericales, Balsaminaceae. The coding region runs from base 2033 to 3466 and encodes 477 amino acids. Gene Ontology annotation, cellular component: vacuole. The transcript is spliced from 12 exons. Gene Ontology annotation, biological process: proteolysis. Gene Ontology annotation, molecular function: serine-type carboxypeptidase activity. The record is from RefSeq and is a predicted model, not a curated record.
GGUAGCUCUUUAUCUUUUUUCACUUGAGUUGUGGGUGCCGAGUUUAAUCCCGAACUCGGGUUCCUGGUUCAACUCACUGAACUCUUAAUAGUAUGAGUUUUGGUCUUAUUCCCACAAACUGUUUGAUAAAAUUACAAGGAGAGAAUAACAGAUAAAGGAUAAUACUUUGCUCAUUGGAGAGUUGGAAGAAUGCCCAAAAGUAAAUUGUUAGAUGGAGAUCGAAUGCGCGUGUCUUUAUCUACUUUUACCAAGUCUGUAGUCUGUGGCUCAUUCAAACUAACUUGUGGGUUAUGCAAGAACAAUGAUUGUUCCAACGUGCACACACGUUGCACAUGAGUAGUAAAAAAAUGGAUGUGGAUUGGUUGGUACAGAAUAUUUACAUUGGAAGAAUGGUCCCUUUUUCAGUGGGGCAGUAGUGAUUAGUGUCGAAGCAAUCCUUACUUUUUCUUCCUCAUUUUUUUACAUGAACUUGAUAUAGUUAGUUAGAGUAGCUGCUAACAAUGAAAUGUUUUUACUUCUAGCAGCACUGACUAUGUCAUUGAUAUCUAUUUGGAAGAUGGAAAGUGCAUGCUCAGGGGAUUUAUUAAAACUUUGGACAUGUAUGAGAGUUUAAUGAAUCUUCAAGAUACAUGUGAAACAUGGGUGUGAGAAGUGAAUGGCCCCUUUCUUUCUCUAUUCCGUAGUGCUGCAAUCACUUUGUUUAAGUUGACCUUGCCCGAAACUUCUUUUCGUGAGAUGGUGGUGGUGGUGGUGGUUCUAAUAGCACAGAGAAAGUGGGUAUUUGAGCAGUAGUUAAAUAAAGAAAAGAAAUACCUGGUGAUGAUAUUCUCUGGUGCUGGAAAGCACCUUCAUUCUAUACUUGUCUCACUUUAGAAAUCUGGAUUUAUCAGGUUUGGCUGAUGAGGUCACAUAUCCAUGGCUUUCUCUCUCACCACAUAAAUGAAAGUGAGAUGAGGAAAAAAGAAAAAGGCUCCACGUGCAGUGUGGGUGAUGCAUCUCCCCCCUAACUUUUUUUUUUGAAGUUCCAAAACCAUGCUUUAUUCCCAUCUCACCUUUAGUGGAGAAUGAACGCUCUGUUUAGAGGCCCCUUUUCACAUUGAUGAGAUGGGGCAGAAGGUCUUAAAACUACAGUGUUGCUUUUGUUCAUGGAACUUGAUUUCAAGGUUGAAAACUUGCAAGCGCUAUAUAGUCCAAGAAGUCCCAACAGUGGUAUCAAAUAUGAUCAAUAGUAGCAUGCACUUCAAACAACAGAGAUCAGAUAAUUAACAAUAGAGAAUUGCUACAGCAUAAACAAGGGUAUUCUGGGAAUCAUGUUCGUCGGACUUAUGGAUAAGGUUGAAUCAGUCCUGUCUAGGCUAACAAAAAACAAAUAGAUGUAGUGUAGUCUGUCUAGCAAUGAAUAUUAUAUGACCAUCAUCUCAUUAUUCAACUAAUUAAUCCACAAAUGGGUGCUUGAUCCUUCUGUUCAAGCACUAACUAAGUUGGAGUCCAGGUAUCCAACUUUUCCAUUUGUGUACGUAGUCUUUCUUUCUUUUACAUACGAAUGGAUGACUUUUAGACCAAAUGGGUCACAAUCCACACCCAAGGUUCGCCACAAAAUUCCUUCAUUUCAUUUUCUCUAAUUCUGUGCAUGUAUGAUGAUGAGGUUUCAUAAAGUUAGUUAAAGCAGCUUCCCUUUUUAUUUAUAUUUUUGGGUUUGGGGGCAUUAUCAAUUGCAGGCACCACAAAUCUGGAAUCUAUGCGGAUGAUGAAACAUCUGAUCUGACCGUUGAGUAUCAUAGUCAACAUGCAUGUAAAGUCGCCACGUGCCUGCAGCAAGCUGAGAAUUGGAGGAUCCACUCAGAAAGGUCUAAAACAUGAGACUGAAGAAGUGCUGACUGGACUAAAUGACGGAUAGCCACGUAGGAUUACUGAUCUCAUCAUAUCCCUCGAGUAGUAUAUAUAUGGACAUGUGGGACUUUGAGCUUUUCAUCCUCUGGCCUCAAGUAAAAUUUGGAAGUUGUCUUUUUUCAACCUGUACGUCUUAUUCAUUAUGGAUUGGUUUCCACUUAUCAUAGUAAUUCUUAUUUCAUCAUCAGCUUGUGUAGUGCCUGUUAUAGGCGGUAGACAUGGCCGAUUUCCCAAAGAGAAACAGGUGAGUUCACUGCAGGGAGUCGGGGAUCUAGUGAUGAACUUGCCUGGCCAGCCUGAGGUUGGUUUCAGACACUAUGCUGGAUAUGUAAACGUUAACGCGGAAAAUGGAAGAUCUCUCUUCUACUGGUUCUAUGAGGCCUCAACCUUACCAGAAGAGAGACCUUUGGUUCUUUGGCUCAAUGGAGGGCCUGGGUGCUCUUCUGUGGGAUAUGGAGCAACACAAGAGAUAGGACCCUUUGUUGUGGACACAGAUGGCCACACUCUCAAAUUUAACACUUACUCAUGGAAUCGAGAAGCAAACAUGUUGUUCUUGGAAUCUCCUGUUGGAGUUGGUUUUUCAUAUUCAAAUACCACUGCUGAUUAUGACAAACUUGGAGAUGACUUUACAGCUAUUGAUGCAUAUGCGUUUCUGCACAAUUGGUUUCUCAAAUUCCCAUCCUACAGAAACCAGAUCUUUUACAUCGCCGGAGAAAGCUAUGCAGGUAAAUAUGUUCCUGAGCUGGCUGAUUUAAUCCUCAACAAAAACACGGAUUCCUCUCUAUUCAUCGAUCUCAGGGGUAUCUUGCUUGGAAAUCCGGAAACGUGUGAUGCCGAGGAUUGGAAGGGACUGGUGGAUUAUGCAUGGAGCCACGCAGUGGUGUCGGAUGAGACCCAUAAAACAAUAAGAGAGAGUUGCGAUUUCAACAGCAACAACACAUGGAGUAAUGAGGACUGCAGCCAAGCUGUCGAGGAAGUUCUCAGACAAUACAAGGAAAUAGACAUCUACAGUCUCUACACAUCGGUAUGCGGUUCGGCCAGCAUCGAACAAAGUCUCCAAUCCAUGCAAGUCGUGUUCAAGACCAACUCUAAAAUGAUGCCUAGGAUCUUGGGCGGCUACGAUCCUUGUCUCGAUGAGUAUGCCACGAAAUAUUACAACAGACCCGACGUCCAGAGGGCACUCCAUGUUAGCAACGGAAUCCACCUGAAGAACUGGACCAUAUGCAACAUGAAAAUAUUCAACAACUGGCUAGAUUCAAAGGAAUCUGUUCUCCCCAUAUACAAUAGGCUUAUUGGGGCCGGGAUGAGAAUAUGGAUAUACAGCGGAGACACAGAUGGGAGGGUUCCUGUAUUAUCGACAAGAUAUAGCUUAAACUCUUUGGGACUUCCCAUUACCAGAUCAUGGAGGCCUUGGUAUCACCAGAAGCAGGUGGGUGGUUGGUUCCAAGAAUAUAAAGGUCUGACUUUCGCAACCUUUAGAGGAGCUGGACACGCAGUGCCCAUCUUCAAACCGGGAGAGUCGCUAGCCUUCUUCUCAUCCUUUAUUCGGGGCGAAUCUCCUCCUUUUGAGCGAUAGAUGAAUAAACUAACCUAGCUAUAAAUGAAUGAAAACUAAGAUGAAUGAGGCAUAUUAUAUAUUAAGAAAAGAGAGAUGAUGUUUGAGAUAUCAUCAUUUGAUCAAAUAGUCAGUCAGUGUGUGCUUUGUAGUAACCACUCUAAAUAAAAUGACUGAUUUCCCUUCUUGAGCAA